CACUAGAAAAAUUCAGCUGAAGUCUGGGCCUGGUCCAGGAGCUCCACUUGGUCAUUUGUGAGGGUUCUGUCCAGUGAGGUGAGGGUGGGCCCAGUUUAGGAGCAGCAGUGUGUGUGUCCUUGCCUUCCUUCAGGGUUUUGCUGUGACAACAGCACUGUCACUCUGCCCCCUUUGGCUCCUGCUGAGAGCACCUUCAGAGCAGCUGAAACCUUUUCACCCUCUGAGAUCCUUUUCCAGUUUCUUCAAGAAGGUGCUGCAGUUGACAAGGAAGAGUUUUCUGUUUUAAAGGAACCACAAAAGUUUCAGGAGAGGGAAAGGAGGAAUCGAUUCUGCCCACUGAGGAAAUUUGGGGUUAGUCAAGAAACACCUCUUUGAACACAGUUACUCCAAUAUAUAAGACUUGGAGUUAAAAACUAAAUGUCAGGGUAGUUCUUAUACAUGAAAACCCAUGUCUGUUUUGGCUGAUAAGGCUUUGCUGUUAUCUCCUCUUACCCAUUUUGAGCUUGGUGAUAACUCCAAAUAAACUUCCUUGGGUCUGUGUGACAUGGGAUGAUGUGGCCCCACUUAUACUCUUGGCCUUUAAAGAAAUAUUGAAGGUAGAGGUAAGUAAGUGCCUCACAUCCAGUUUAAUGUAAAUGUAGGUUUGUUUAUUCAGUCUUAUAACAGCUAAAUUACUCUUUCUGUGGGUAAUUCAUGCUUUCAGUGUUUGGAACAAUAUUUAAGUGUCAGCAAAUUGCUUUAAUUUGAGGUGCAAUCUGCUAAACUCGGCAGUGAAUUGGUGUUUUCUGGGGCAUGGCUUUCACAGGGCAGUGGAGUGUGAUUGUUAAUACCAAAGUAUACAAUUUUCAGCGUGUCCAAACAGUCAGUGGUAGCAGUUUCCACUGAGGAGUCACUGGAAGUAAAAUGUAAUUAGUUCUGUUUUACUGAGCAAAGUGGUUUCUAACCCAGCAGCUGAGGAGGAGGGAUCUGAGUCCAGAGCUGGCUCUGGGAUCCAGCUCUGGGCUCUGGCUGUGUUUUCAGGCUCUGCUGUGAAGAUGAGUGUGCAGAGGUGGAAGUCUUGUCUGGCAGUGACGAGCAGCGCUUUGUGGAGCUGCUUUCUCCCGUGGUUUCCACGCAGGAUCAGCCUGUGGAGGAUCACAAUUAUACUACAGAUCCAUAACAUGGUGGCAGUGCUGGAAGUGAUCUCCAGCCUGGAGAAAUACCCCAUUACCAAAGAGGCACUUGAGGAAACAAGACUCGGGAGGCUCAUCAACGAGGUGAGGAAGAAAACAUCCAAUGAGGAGCUUGCCAAACGUGCCAAGAAAUUGUUGCGGAAUUGGCAGAAGUUGAUCGAACCCGUGACCCAGAAUGACCCCGUGCCAAGAGGGCUCCCCAAUCCACCUGGAUCAGCGAAUGGAGGUGCUCACAACUGCAAACCAGAGGCACAACUUCCCGCUGUGGCUGGAGCCAAGCCCAUCAGCGAGUUGAAAAGCAGGAACGACAUUCAGAAACUGAAUUCUCCCAAAGCGGAGAAACUGGGAAAUCGCAAAAGGAAAGGCGAUCACAGGGACGGGCAGCAGGGCCCUCCUCCCCCCAAAGUCUCCAAAGCUAGUCAUGAAGUAUUACAGAACUCUUCACCCCCUCCAACAAACGGCAUUGGAGGUAGUCCUGAAAAUUUUCCCAGUCCUGUAGACGUAAAUCUACACGCGGGGCCCGAAAGCAGCAGGACAGAACUCAGUGAAAAUGAUAAACACAAUAAGAUCCCAGUAAACGCUGUCAAACCUCACACCAGUUCUCCAGGACUUGUAAAACCUUCAAGCACUUCCUCCUUACUAAAGACUGCAGUGCUUCAGCAGCAUGAUAAAUCAGAAGAGACCACGGGCCCUCACCAGCCCAAGAGCCCUCGCUGCUCCUCCUUCAGCCCCAGGAACGUCAGGCAGGAGACUUUUGCUCGGCAGCACAGCACGUACUCACCAAAGGAUUCGACGCCCAGUCCGUCUCAGAGGUCUCAGUUCUUGGACGCUGCACAGGUGCCAUCGCCACCACCGUCCCUGAUGCAACCACCCACACCUCCACUGCCGGCCAAGAGACUGGAGCUCCCCCAGCCCUCCGCCAGCGAGGCCCCGCAGCACUGGCAGGAGCAGCAGGUCCCUCCCGAGGGACACAGGCACCCGGCGGGGACCCUCCACGCACCUCCCACCUGCAAGGCUGGCGCCCACCCCGGGGAGCCGCUCCUGCCACACGUGGGCUUCCCACAGGACGCUUCCAAAAUGGACAGUGACGAUGCUGCUUCAGGGUCUGAGAGUAAAAAGAAGAAAAGGUACCGGCCCAGAGACUACACGGUCAACUUGGAUGGGCACGUAACAGAAGGGGGGGUGAAACCUGUGAGGUUAAAAGAGAGAAAACUCACUUUUGAUCCCAUGACAGGACAGAUAAAACCUUUAACACCGAAAGAUCCUUUGCAGGUAGAAAUGCCUGCACUUACUGAACAGCACAGGACAGAAACGGAAAAGCAGGAGCAAAAACCCAACCUGCAAAGCCCUUUUGAACAAACGAACUGGAAAGAGUUGUCCAGAAACGAAAUCAUUCAGUCCUAUUUAAACAGACAGAGUAGCUUGCUGUCCUCAUCAGGAGUACAGACUCCAGGAGCUCACUACUUCAUGUCUGAGUAUUUAAAGCAGGAGGAAAGCACUAGAAAAGAGGCUAGAAAGACUCACGUUCUAGCUCCCAACAGCAAACCUACAGACUUGCCCGGGGUCACCAGGGAGGUCACGGGCGAUGACCUCGACAGGAUACGUGACCACAACUGGCCGGGCGUGAACGGUUGUUACGACACACAGGGUAACUGGUAUGAUUGGACACAGUGCAUAUCCUUAGACCCACACGGGGAUGAUGGGAGGUUGAACAUCCUGCCUUACGUCUGCCUAGACUGAGAGCAGGUUUGGUUGCUUAAACCCUGCUUUUUUUUUUUAACACCUGCAGUUGGCAAAACUGGCAGACAACAAAAUGCCACUUCCAGCUGGAGAGAGAAAGAAAGAGAGAGAGAGAGAGAGAGAACCUCCUGUCCUGGACAAACAGGCCCCACGAGCAGAGGGGGGGAGGGAGCUGGGCUUUUCCAGCUCGUUCCUUUAAAUUCUCCUUUUGUGAAAUGCUGCUACCAGUUUACUAACAAUUGCAAAGGAAGGCAUAACGAAGGUUGAUCAGUGAGUUCAAAACUCUAGAGCCAGCCAGCUAUAAAAAGUGUUAGUCCCCAAGAAGUGAAGAGGAUUUCCAGCACUUUCUGAAUGCCGGAAUCUUAGUACAGGCAGGUACAGAGAAAAUUGUGGAAGUUACCUUAACAAAAUAUGCAUCUAUUUAUUUGACUUGAUUUGGAUUUUGUUGGUUGUUUUUUGUUUUGUUUUUUAAUUUUUUUUUUUUAAUUAUUAUUUGGCAGUGAGAUAUUGGAGAGACAAAUGUGCAAAAACUGUAGUUUUAUUUCUAUCACAUCUCUGGACACGAUUGCGUUGGUCUGAAGUCAUGUGGUACACGGAGAUUGGGUUUUAACCAGCAGGUGUUGCACUGCAGGCUGGGCCUCCAGCUUCAGCUCAACAUUCCAUAGGCAUCCACAUCCUUUAGUCUGGUUUCAGUUUAAAUCCAGUCUCUGAGAAAUGCUGCAAAAACUAGAUGUUUUAACGAUAUUUUUUGAUCCCACCACCACCACCAGCCAAAUAUUUUUCCUCCUUUUCCCUUCCUGCAAAACUUCUAGGUAUUAAAAAAAAAAAACCCACAAAAAAUAAAAAACAAACAAAAAAAAAAAGGACAAAAAAUAAAAAAAAAAAAGAAAAAUCACCUUUUCUAGAAUCUAAAUGUAAUGAGGGUGCUACAAGUUUGUAACUGUACUGUGAGAGGGAAAAAGGAAGCCUGUUUGUAUGCUGGAAAUAUACUUGUUACCAUUCCUUUAGAUAUUGUUUGCCUUAUGGAUAUCCAUCAUAAACGCAAUUUGCAAAAACAAAGAGCCUUAGUGAAUGUACAGUAACUAGACUUCUGUGUUCCUGGGAUGCAGAAGGGAGCAACUUUGCUAUUUGGUCCUUUAAGUGGACACGUUGUGAUAUAAAUGUGGAAAUAAAAAAAAUUUGCACAAAACA
Messenger RNA from Myiozetetes cayanensis, 4103 nucleotides. RefSeq names its product mediator complex subunit 26 (gene MED26). The coding region runs from base 1035 to 2912 and encodes 625 amino acids. Gene Ontology annotation, biological process: regulation of transcription by RNA polymerase II; positive regulation of gene expression. The record is from RefSeq and is a predicted model, not a curated record. The transcript is spliced from 3 exons. NCBI's taxonomy places the organism in Eukaryota, Metazoa, Chordata, Aves, Passeriformes, Tyrannidae. Gene Ontology annotation, molecular function: transcription coregulator activity. Gene Ontology annotation, cellular component: mediator complex; nucleus; core mediator complex.